AUGCAUCAAUAUUCAGCAGGAAAGGCAAAGAAAGUGGAAGACGCUAUUCUAUGGUUCGAGAGGUGCAAGAUAGUCUUAACAGAUAUCGUUUUGCUCGGUGAAGAUAAAACUGACGUCCAAACUCCUGAAAUUUCCGCAUCGAAGGGGAAGGGUCUUGUAUAUGAUGAUGUCGAGGAUUCGCCUACGGUUCAACGGAAGGAGAGGAUAUCGAGGUUGACGGACGCAAUCAGCAGAUUGAUUGACGGUGACCUGAACAAUCCAUUUCGCAAUGAAGAAGAUCCGUUUCUGUCAAACAAUUCCACCCCUCAGAAAGAGCCUACGUCAAAACUUCUGGAUAAGUUCGGGUCACAAUCUCCCCUAACGCCCUCACCGCUACAUAUUCGCAAGCGUUUUUCAAUGUCACCUGCUUCGCAUGUCGGCAUGUUACCAUCGCCAGCACUCAGGUUUAAUCGCAGCGUUUCGGUCGAGACAGAGUGUCGCGACCAGGUGGUCUCGAGUAUGGCGAGCACACCAGAUCAGCAUGGCGGAUUACGAACCUUGGCUAGUGUCAUGAAGGACAUGAGUGACUGGGAAUCUGAGACGGGGAACAGUACGAUAAGUAGGGGUCAAGAUAUUCGAUAUCUGGACGACUACAGAGCAUCUCCUACUCGUUCGAGAUAUUCGCCUUCAGUGGACGGCCGAGAUCUUCUAUCUAAUCAGGCUACUCGAGAUGAUCGAGAUGCUCGAGAGGCAAGUAUUGAAGCGAUAAAGGAGAGAUUGAGAGGAGAGAUUGAAGGGCGCGUGGCGCAGAGAAUGCAAAAGCAUGAGGAGCAUAUCCUUGUCAAUACAUCGAGCAUCGUCGCCUCGUCUGAGAUGCACAAUACGACAUCGUCACCGCCCACGUCCCCAAGCCCAAACAACACAAAAGUAAAAGCAAAAGAGAUACCUCGAUCUCUCAGCGACUUGAUUCGUGAUUAUCUGGGCCCAGAAGGAAACGAGAAGGUGAAGGCUUUCAGCCCAAGGCCAAUCCCACAUUCGUCGAGUGCGAAACCUCUGCCGUUAUGUCCCAAAUCGAAAACGAGUGUGAAAAUAGUGAGCGGUUCAGACUCAGAUAAGGCUUCACUGGCUCGUUUGAUGCAUUCCUGGGAGGGGGCAUCCUUCAAUGGAGUGUAUAUGGUUGGUUCUGAUUACCAUUCUCUUCACCUCGUUGAGCGGACACGGCCACAACUCCGAGAGAAGUAUGGUCCCAGUAAUAAAGACCUCGAAGGCCAUAUUGCGCGGUUCGAAAAUCAUUUGUCUUCUUUCUUGGGCUCUCUCCAAUACAACAUUAUCAACUUACGACAACUCGCGAAUGAGAUCAAGACCAACCGUGCACAGUACCUUCAAAUCCAGAAAAUGCCCCCUUCCAAGUCAUACUGGAGUUUCUCAAGCCUGUCACAAGACGCUAUGGACGAGACAGCCGUUGGCGAUGGGGACGACAAUGAGGGUCGUAAAAACAGCACGGUAAAUUAUUUGAAACCCAAUCCAGGCUGGGCAGCGCCGGGAACAGAACUCAACGAGACCAAGGAGGCACGGAUUAAGCGGUUGAAAGAAGACGGAUUCCAGGCUGUGGGAUUACGGAAUGAGAAGCGUGGAUAUAAAGGCGAUGAAUAUUACUCUAAUCUCUGUGAUGAGGCGUUGAGGGGUUUUCAAUCUUUGUGAUCAU
Molecule: messenger RNA, 1684 nt
Organism: Talaromyces stipitatus ATCC 10500
Lineage: Eukaryota; Fungi; Ascomycota; Eurotiomycetes; Eurotiales; Trichocomaceae
Exons: 2
Coding region: 1-1680 (559 amino acids)
Source: RefSeq, a predicted model, not a curated record